CUUUGCUGGGUUUUUCUUUUCCGCCCUCUCGUCUCUCUCCCUCCCCCACUUCUUUUUCUCUUUUUUUACUGCCAUUCCUUUUUUUUUUUUGCCCUUUGGUGACGAAAAAAAUAAAAAAUAAAAACAUGGCGCCCUCUACACUCUUCCGUUCGGAAGAGAUGUCACUUAUACAACUGUAUAUUCCUGCAGAGGUAGCCCAACCUUGUGUUGCAGAGUUGGGUGAGCUUGGCAAGGUGCAGUUUAGAGAUCUCAAUCCCGAAGUAAACGCAUUCCAACGAGCAUUCGUUUCUGAAAUUAGAAGACUGGACGAAAUGGAACGUCUUUGCCGCUUCUUUAAUACACAGAUUGAAAAGGCAGAAAUUCCUAGUCGAUCCUUGACGACAGCUGCCUAUGGUUCGCGUGCACGCUCGGCUCAAGAAAUCGAUGAUCUUGAGGAAAAGCUAAAGGAGCACGAAGGCCGUAUCGUGCAAAUGAACGGCUCGUAUGAAACGCUUCAGCGUCGCAACCUGCAACUCACCGAACUCCGACAUGUCCUGCGCGAGACAGGUGGUUUCUUUGAACAGGCUGAAUCACGUCAAGAUACCAUCCGUAACUCGAUGGAUGAAGGUGACGCUUCGACGCCAUUAUUGGAACACGACGUGGAACAACAAAACCACGACGAAAUGGGCCGACUCAACCUGGGCUACGUCACCGGCGUUAUUUCGCGUGCACGCAUGCAGACCUUUGAACGUGUUCUGUGGCGCUCGCUCCGUGGCAAUUUGUACAUGAACUCGGCUGAAAUCGACGAGCCCAUUACUGACCCUGAUUCCGACGAGGUCGUGGACAAGAACGUGUUUGCCAUCUUUGCGCACGGUCGAGAAAUCAUCAACAAGAUCAAAAAGAUUUCCCAAAGCUUGGGCGCUACUUUGUAUACCGUCGAUGACUCUCCCGAUAAGCGACGUGAUGCAUAUCUUGAAGUCACCAGCCGUAUUGAAGAUUUGAACAAUGUUCUCUCAAACACAAGCCAAACUCGACGCGCUGAACUUCAAAAGAUUGCAGAAAACCUUUCCUCGUGGACCACUGUGGUUCGCAAGGAAAAGGCGAUCUAUCACACCAUGAACUUGUUCAACUAUGAUGUGAAUCGCAAGUGCUUGAUCGCAGAAGGAUGGUGUGCUACGAAUGAUAUUUCUAUUAUCCAGCAUGCUCUCAAAAAUGCUACGGAAGCAUCUGGCACCAACUUACCAUCCAUUCUGACCGAGUUGACGACCAAAAAGAAACCUCCUACAUACCAUCGUACCAACAAAUUCACAGAAGGCUUCCAGGCCGUCAUUGAUGCCUAUGGCAUUGCCCGUUAUCGAGAAGUCAACCCUGGUCUGUUUACGAUCAUUUCAUUCCCUUACCUCUUUGCAAUCAUGUUUGGUGACAUUGGACAUGGUUUCUUGAUGUUCCUGUUUGCAUUAUACCUUGUUUUGUAUGAAAAGAAGUUGGCCAAGGUCGACAACGAUAUCUUUAGCAUGUUCUUCAGCGGUCGUUACAUGGUGCUCUUGAUGGGUCUUUUCUCCAUGUAUGUUGGUUUCGUCUACAACGACAUGUUCUCGCUGUCACUUGACUUUUUCAAGUCCGGUUUUGAUUGGCCUAUUGAAUACAACUCCACCGAUACCGUGGAAGCCACAUCGAAUGGCCAUGUCUAUGCCUUUGGCUUUGAUCCAUCAUGGCACGGUUCCGAGAACUUUUUGCUGUUCUCCAACUCUUACAAGAUGAAACAGGCUAUCAUCAUUGGCGUAAUCCAUAUGCUUUUCGGUAUCUGCUUGCAAGUCUACAACCAUGUCAACUUUAAGAACAAGAUGUUUAUCUGGUUGGAGUUCCUUCCCCAAAUCUUGUUCAUGUCCAGCAUUUUCGGCUACUUGGUGUUCUGUAUCUUGUACAAAUGGAGUGUCGACUGGUGGGCUUUGGAUGACAAUGGCAACCAUAUUCAUAACGCGCCACCCAACUUGCUCAACAUGUUGAUCUACAUGUUCCUUUCUCCUGGUAACAUCAAUCCUGAGGAGCAGCUUUACCCCGGCCAGGGUCCCGUCCAAAUGAUGUUGUUGUUCAUUGCAUUGAUCUGUGUCCCAUGGAUGUGGUUUGCCAAGCCAUACUACCUCAAGAAGCAACACAGCAAGCAUCACUACGAGACCGUUGCUGCCGACGACGAGGUUGCGUAUGAUGAAGAACAGAACGGCCGUGCUGGCGGUUCGAAUGAAGCUGAAGAGGAUGAUGAGGGAGAAGAAGAGUUUGAGUUCUCUGAAGUCAUGAUCCAUCAAACCAUCCAUACCAUUGAAUUCUGUCUCAACUGUAUUUCCAACACUGCCUCAUAUCUCCGUCUGUGGGCCUUGUCUCUUGCUCACGCCCAACUGUCGAGUGUCUUGUGGGACAUGACCUUCAAGAUCUGGUUCGGCUUCAGCGGCGUGGUCGGCGUUGUUGGCUUGGUGAUCGGUUUCGCCAUGUGGUUUUCGCUUACCAUCUUUAUUCUGUUGGGCAUGGAGGGUCUGUCUGCCUUCCUUCACACUUUGCGUCUGCACUGGGUUGAAUUCGAUGGUAAAUUCUACAUGGCUGACGGUGUCAAGUUUGAGCCGUUCGCUUUCAAGACUGUUUUGGAAGCCAAAUCCGAGUAAAAUAUAAAGUAUAAAACAAAGCUCCAUACUACGAAAGGGGGUGGGGAAUAAAAAGAAAACCAUUCACAUCUACAGUCAGUCAUUUCCCCCAGCCCUGUGCUCGUCUUGCCUUUGUCAAGAACAUGCUAUAAUAGAUUUACGUGCAUUCUUGUCGGAUUGCUGGUUGCUUUGCUUGUGUCACGUGUGGAGUAGCCAUAUCUAUUAAAUAUUCACUGUUGUUGUUGCUAUAUCCUGAGCUGUCAGAGAAGUUUCUCUCUCUCUCUCUCUCUCUUUCUUUCUCUCUCUCUUACUUUCUUUACUUGGCUUGUUCUUGUUCUUCCCACACUCCGUAUAUUACA
Messenger RNA from Zychaea mexicana, 2971 nucleotides. Its product is annotated as V-type ATPase, V0 complex, 116kDa subunit family. The record is from RefSeq and is a predicted model, not a curated record. Gene Ontology annotation, cellular component: fungal-type vacuole membrane; vacuolar proton-transporting V-type ATPase complex; vacuolar proton-transporting V-type ATPase, V0 domain. Lineage: Eukaryota; Fungi; Mucoromycota; Mucoromycetes; Mucorales; Lichtheimiaceae. Gene Ontology annotation, molecular function: proton-transporting ATPase activity, rotational mechanism; ATPase binding. The coding region runs from base 126 to 2633 and encodes 835 amino acids. The transcript has 13 exons. Gene Ontology annotation, biological process: proton transmembrane transport; vacuolar acidification.